This is a messenger RNA of Cydia pomonella (codling moth), 1682 nucleotides long. RefSeq names its product AP-2 complex subunit sigma (gene AP-2sigma). NCBI's taxonomy places the organism in Eukaryota, Metazoa, Arthropoda, Insecta, Lepidoptera, Tortricidae. The record is from RefSeq and is a predicted model, not a curated record. Gene Ontology annotation, biological process: intracellular protein transport; clathrin-dependent endocytosis. Bases 139 to 567 code for a protein of 142 amino acids. Gene Ontology annotation, cellular component: AP-2 adaptor complex; membrane coat; intracellular membrane-bounded organelle. The transcript has 4 exons. Gene Ontology annotation, molecular function: clathrin-cargo adaptor activity.
UUAUUCGUGAGAACAAUGAAAGCCUACUUAUUGCUUGUCAAUACUUUGAACUGUCAAAACAAAAUUUAUUGGAAUCGGAGAGAGGAUUGAGAGGCGUUAACCGAGAGAGUAUUCCAAAAAAAACCUCUGUUAGACAAAAUGAUUCGCUUCAUUUUAAUUCAAAACCGUGCGGGUAAGACGCGUCUUGCGAAGUGGUACAUGAAUUUCGACGAUGAUGAAAAGCAGAAGCUUAUUGAAGAAGUACACGCCGUAGUCACAGUCAGGGACGCGAAGCACACCAACUUUGUUGAGUUCCGAAACUUCAAGAUAGUGUACCGGCGGUACGCGGGGCUGUACUUCUGCAUCUGCGUGGACGUAAACGACAACAACCUGUGCUACCUGGAGGCCAUCCACAACUUUGUGGAGGUCCUCAACGAGUACUUCCACAAUGUCUGCGAGCUGGACCUUGUCUUUAACUUUUACAAGGUGUACACAGUAGUUGAUGAGAUGUUCCUGGCGGGUGAGAUCCGGGAAACCUCACAAACCAAGGUCCUCAAGCAGCUGCUCAUGCUCAAUUCCCUCGAAUAACUGUCUACAUCUCCCACGCAAGUGCAGCCUCCAGACAUUCAGGUAGUAGCCAAACUUGAAACCUAAAUAGGCAACAGUCUCAAGAUUGGACAGUAAACCCAAAGAAUGUAGAGUUUUAUCAGUGAAACAUGAACAAGAAUUUUCCAUUAUGUUUUAGAAAUAAACGAAUGUACUUGAACUUUGUCCAACAUUGAAACUCUGUUAUUAAAAUCCAGAUACUAAAAUAACAAUUUUACUGCACAAACUUAAGAAACCAAUCUUGCAUUUCAGUCCAAAAUUGGGAAAAAAAAGGGAUGGUUAGAGUUAAUUGAACUAUCAUUUUAGUAUGUAGAAUUUAAAAACAGAGAUUGGAACUUUACAUACCUGUUUAGCCAUUCACUGUUUGUAAUAAAGGUGCGGAGGUAGCUAACAUUGAUACUGCAAUAAUUUGUAUACUACAUGGCACAAGUCUCGCAGCCCCAGAAGGGAACAGUAUUACUUUUGUAGUAAAUACUUGUUAAUGUUACGAAGUAAUUUCUUAUUAUCACUAUUAAUCAUUUAUUUUCUAAAUCUUCUUUGUUUAAUGGAAGAAACAGAAUUAUUCAGACAGUUAGCAUUCCCUUCUUUACCACCAGCAGUAGGUACAUCGUACAUUUACUAUAAGUUGGGUCUUAUUGUGUAUAAAUAAAUGAAAUAUAUGAUCUGUAAUAUUACACUAGGUGUAUAUUAGAAAAUUAGCUUGUGUUGAAGUGUAUAAGUAUGAGUAUUUAAAUAGAUUUAUUUAUUUAUUUUUAAUACUCAUUCCAUUUCUUAAGGUUUUGUAUGAAAUAUAUGUAGGGCUCUGUAGUAGCUUAUAGUAAUGAAUUGGUGAGGAUUUAAAACUUGGCAAUAAUUUAAAAAACACUUUUUUUCAUAGUAACGGUUGAUAAGUUUAUUAUGAAAAAGAAAGUUAAAAUAACUAUAUCUGAGCAUAUAUGAAGACAUUAUGGAAUAAAUAUCUUAGCACUGUGUUAAGUAACACAUUUCACUAUAAAGUGUAUUUGUAUAUAAAAGAUUGUAUUAAUAAGUGUUGUAUGUUUCCCUAGAGAAAUAUCAUGAUUAUGAAAGAGUAAAAUUAAAUCACAUUUAUGACAGAA